Molecule: messenger RNA, 644 nt
Organism: Sphaeroforma arctica JP610
Lineage: Eukaryota; Ichthyosporea; Ichthyophonida
Exons: 4
Coding region: 42-644 (200 amino acids)
Source: RefSeq, a predicted model, not a curated record
AGCGGGACAAAGGUGUCAAGUUAAGUGUCAAAGUGUGCCAAAUGCGAAACUUUGUGCCCAGAAAAGAGGGCCAGAUAAGCGAGCCGUUCUGCACUAUCCGAUACGACGGUGAACCUGUCUCCACCUCAAAGAUUGCGUACCGGGAGGUGCCUAUAUGGAACGAGCGGUUUACGUUUAUGGUGCACAAGCCAGUGGAGGCUGAUCCAUGGGACAGGGCGUACAAAGAAAAGACCCAACAGCCGCCAUUCAACUCCAGAGAUCUGCUGCAUCCCCUGCACAUCCGAGUGUUCGACUAUGACUUGUUCCGCGGGGAAGUGUUCCUAGGCACGGUGAUCGUUCCCUUAGACACACUGCCUGCCAACAACACCCGCGCAGACUGGUACACACUUUUGACCCCAACGGGAGGGGCUGCGUCUGGGGCGCAGAACAUGGCCCUGCGCCUAGAGCUCUCUCUGGUCAUGAACGAGAGCGAUGCAAAGACCUGGAGCCGCGUCACACUCGAGAGAGCAGAGAUUAAGAAACGUUCAGAGGGUGGGGGUGGUAUGGUCACUACCCCCAAGGCCGGUCGUGCCCAGCCAGACAACCUCGGCAGCAGCUCGACACACACCUCUCCUAUUGUGGGCGAGAGGGAUAGGUUUAGGUGA